AUGGAUUGUGCACGUGGGGACGAUUCCAGACCAACUUCUUUGCAUAUUUGCUCUUUUGACGGCUGUUCUAAAACUUUUAGACGGCCAUACAGAUUAAAAAUUCACUUAAGGUCACACACUGGGGAGAGGCCAUUUUUAUGUGAAGAAGAAGACUGCAUGAAACAAUAUGCUCGUGCAUCACAUUUGAAGAGACAUAUUGAAAAAUGUCACCAGAAAAAGGAAACCAAAGUCAGAUGUGAAGAGGUUGAUUGUGGCCAGUAUUUUUAUUCAAGCACAGCACUCAAGAAACACAUUGCGAGGAUUCACAAAUUGAGACCAUACAAGUGUUUGUAUUCUGGAUGUGGAAAGGCAUUUCAAAAGCACAAUCAACUGAAGGUCCAUGAGUUUGAGCACACUCAAAUCAAUCCAUUUGUGUGCCCAGUGGAGGGUUGUGGAAUGAGCUUCCGUUUUCGAAAUGUGUUGAAAAGACACAGCAAAGUCCAUGAAGGAUAUUCAUGUGAUGUGGAGGGAUGCAAUGAAGUUUUUAAAACAUGGACACUCUUACAGAAACACAAGCUGCACCAGCAUGGUAAAAUUUUUACAUGUAAGGAUUGUGGACUUACAUUCACCAAGUCUUACCGUUACCAUCGACACAUGAGGAUUCAUUCAUCAGAGCGACCCCUAUUUAUCUGUCCCCGUGAUGGAUGCCAAAGGUCAUAUCUGGAUAAGAAAAAUCUCACCAGUCACAUUCGCUCCUUCCAUGAUGGGCUGACAUUUACUUGUGACCAGUGUCAGAAACAGUUUUCUGCAAAGCAAAAAUUGAAUCAACACAGGAAAACCCAUGACCCAUCUUAUCAAAGUGCAAAGCCUAAACCCAGAUUAAACACUCACAGAAAGAAAUCCACCAUAGAAAAACUGACAGGACUCAGGAGGGAGGAUAGUGAGAUGCCUAAUGAUGUUGCGAUGGUAGAAGAUAACUCAGUGACCACAAAUGACUCUAAUCAGUCCAUUGAUCAGUCCAAGAAUCUAACAGAUGAGGGGUUUACAGAUCUUCACACCUGUUCAUUACUAAAUGAUCAACACAGGGCUGAAGGAACAGUCAGAGUAGAGAUACAGACAGUUAGUAGCCCCUUUGAUAGUGACCCCAGUCUUACUGCUACAGUUAGUAGCCCCAUGAAUAGUGACUCGGGUCUUAUUGCAUCAGUUAGUAGCCCUUUUAAUAGUGACUCGGGUCUCAUUGCAUCAGUUAGUAGCCCCUCUCAAAGUGACUUGGGUCUUAUUGCAGCAGUUAGUAGCCCCUUUGAUAGUGACCGGGGUCUUAUUGCAACAGUUAGUAGCCCCUCUGAAAGUGACUCGGGUCUUAUUGCAGCAGUUAGUAGCCCCUCUGAAAGUGAUUCGGGUCUUAUUGCAGCAGUUAGUAGCCCCUCUGAAAGUGACCCGGGUCUUAUUGCAGCAGUUAGUAGCCCCUCUAAUAGUGACCUUGGACUUAUUGCUUCAGUUAGUAGCCCCUUUGAUGGUGACCUGGGUCUUACUGCAACAGUUAGUAGCCCCUCUAAUAGUGACUUGGGACUUAUUGCUUCAGUUAGUAGCCCCUUUGAUGGUGACCCGGGUCUUACUGCCUCACAGCUGCCUUCUGAUUCUAUGGAUGGAGAGAUAAAAUCUGGAAAAUCCAGCUCAAUACCCAGCACUGUGGUCUGUACUACACAAGAUGAUCAUCAAGAGAAACAUAAGUGCAGAUAGGUUGCAUGGUUAUUUUCAUAAGUUCAACCUUUUGUUUAGAAAUUUUGUAUACCUGUACUUAAUGUUUUGUUUCUGUUUUAAAACCAUGAAUGCUGAACAGAAAAUUCAAAGAAUGCAUGAAGUUGGUGGUAUUGUAUGUUUUAAGGCCAAAUAAAAAAAUAUAUGUGGUUCCGGUUACCCGACCGUCCCUAUUUUAUACCCCCUACCCUAAACUUUUUUUUGGCAAUUUUCAUAUAUUUUCCGGAAUUUUCCCCGAUUUCCAUCAAUAGCUCCGGCUUAAGUUUUAGUUUCAGCAAUGACGGCCUCCUUGCAAAACAUAGUGCAAGUGUUUAAUAGUGUUAAAUCCAAAGCAAGCUAGCAUGUAGGUGUCCCCUACCAAUAUUGACUAGUAUAUUAUCACACCACAUCUAAAUGCCACUUGCAAAGCAGUGAUAGGUAUUAUUUAGAAAAAUUAAGAAAAUUAUUAAAAAAAAAAAAAAAAAAAAGAAAAAAUCCCUACCUACCUACCCUAAUUUUUUGGAGGUGUAACCGGAACCACACAUAUUUUUUUCUUUGGCCUAAUCAUUUUCUUGCAUCAAGUACCAUAUUUUGCCAAAAAUAAUAUGUACUUUUUUUUUUUUACCUCAUUUGAGCUCAUAGCUCAGUUGAGCUAUUCUGCUGACAUUUUGUCUGUCUGUUUGUAAACUUGUCACAUUUUCAACUUUCUUCUCCAGAACCACUUGGCCAGUUUCAAACACAACAAAAGUCCUUGAGUGAAGGGGAUUCAAGUUUGUUCAAAGAAAGGGUCAUGCCCUCUUGAAAGGGGAGAUAAUUAAAAAAUGGCAAAAAUAGGAUGCAAAAAUAGGAUGGGUGUCUUAAUAAAAAAUCCUAAGAACUACCAUAAAAGAAAAAAACUUAUGAAAUAGCCUUCUGGACUUUUGCACUUACCGGUACAACUUUGUCUACAGCAUAUGUCAUUCUUACUAUCAAGCUGUGAUGACUUUACUUAUUUUCAUGCAUAGAAUUUUAUAAAUUUUAGCAUGUAAAGAUAGUUUCCUAUUUUAGUAUGUAAAUUUACACAUUUUCUGACCAUUUUUGGGCAAAGUUCUAACCUUCCAUGAUAAAAUAAGGUCUAUACUGUAAAAGGGUGAGAUCCACGCCACCGAAAAAAUAUUGUCCAUUUUCCAUUGUUUUGAGGAAAGGCUUAAACAAUAGGCAGUUUAACGUCGAGUAACUAUAUUGUUAUAAAUUAUAUUAUUAUAUACAUAUACAAAAUUUCUGUGGUCUGCAAAUGGUAUAGGUAUUAUAACAUUUCAGAAAGGUAUACUUUAAAUAUAACAUUGACGAAUAUUCAAAUACGAAUAGAAUAGUAAUCUGGAAUAAUUGAAUAUUGAUUUUUUGGUAUUCGUUUCAGCUUUACUUAUUUCCAUCACUGUCAGUAGCUGAUAAGAACUGCACUGAGCAGAGUCAUCCAAAGAAAAAUAUCUUUAGAAAAAACUUUAACAACAAUAAAAUACAACAUGGUCAUAAUGUACUAGCAUCCUUGGAAAGUGUAGAUUCAAGUUUGUUCAAAGGAGGGCCAAAGUGACUGAAGUGAGCAUUUUGGCCUAUGGGUCUCUCAUGUAGGUUUUUUUUUUGGUAAGAAAAGGAUGGGUUUUAUACCACUGUAGGUUUUCAUUCCUGUCAAGUGAAGCUUAGAGUAAAUUCAUUUGACCCAUAGCUUAUAAGCUUCAUUUUGAUGUUUUCUACUUUGAUAUACAUUAAGCAAAAAUUGAUCUCUAGGAAAAUUAGCAGGAAUAUAAAAUUGGGGAAAAUGUGAUACUUAUAAACUGUAAAUAAUUAAAUUACACAGUACUGUGCAUUAGGCAGAGAUCAUCAUCUACACUGCCAUAAAAGCAUAAUCAUGUUUACAUGAGGGCUUAUCAGAGGGUUUUGUAAUCAGUCAGAAACACCUCAGGUUAAAAAAUUAGAAGUAUUGUAUAAUGAGACUUGUAUAUGAUAUAAUACAAUUUAUCAUAAUUUUCAAUAACUCAAACGUCAUUUGACCUGUAUGUUUACAUCUCAUAUGCUCUCAUUAUGUCAUUACUGUUUACGUAUGCAGGGCUUGUCAUUUUAAUCUGCCAGACAUCCCCCCUAAGUGUACAAAUAUAUACCAUAUUUAUUUUUCACACUUGUUAUUAAAAACACACUGAUUAUGGAGUUUAUAUAAGCACAUCUUCUAUUUGUAACUGAUCACUUUUGUAUAUACAUGUGUGUACAAGGCACUUUUCCCUUGAGCGGUCAUUGUUACUUAUUUCCCAGUUAGCUCUCUCAGUUUUUUUUGUCACGCCAACUUUGUUCAUCAUUUUCCCCCAGGUUUGGCCAUGUAUUGAUUAAAGCACAUUUAAGGUAGUAUGGGAUACCUCUACGUUAUGACGUAUUUCCGUUUGAAGUAUUGUUUUGAUUUGCAUGAGUGCUUAUUAUCGGGUCAAAAUUUGUAGA
Saccostrea echinata is the source of this 4179-nucleotide messenger RNA. RefSeq names its product transcription factor IIIA-like. Gene Ontology annotation, biological process: regulation of transcription by RNA polymerase II. The coding region runs from base 1 to 1719 and encodes 572 amino acids. Gene Ontology annotation, cellular component: nucleus. The record is from RefSeq and is a predicted model, not a curated record. The transcript is spliced from 9 exons. NCBI's taxonomy places the organism in Eukaryota, Metazoa, Mollusca, Bivalvia, Ostreida, Ostreidae.